AAGAAAGGCCGAGACAUGGGUGCUUAAUUGUAAUAAAUUGCUUUUAAAAUGUCCAGUUUUUACAAUCUUUGAACGUGAAACUCGAGUCUGCAGGUUUUCUGCCGGGCAUUAUGCUCACUGCCCUUGUGGAGAAAAGGUUUAAUUACAGAUCCAUUUGGGGGCGGGAGUUAGUUGGAGGCGGAGCUGGAUAUUUCUCUGCUGUCACUUUGUUAACUAUCCGGGCCGCCUCUCACUCUGUGUCAGCUGUUUCUCAGUCAGGUCGGGGCGGGCUGUAUAAAAAAGGAAGGUGAGGCAGCGCUACUUUUAUUCGGCAGCGAUUGGAGUGAAGGAGCGUGAUGUCUGGAAGAGGCAAAGGAGGUAAAGGCCUGGGAAAAGGCGGAGCGAAGCGGCACCGCAAAGUGCUCCGUGAUAACAUCCAGGGCAUCACGAAACCAGCCAUCCGGCGCCUGGCUCGACGUGGCGGGGUCAAGCGCAUUUCAGGCUUGAUCUAUGAGGAGACUCGUGGGGUGCUGAAGGUUUUCCUGGAGAAUGUGAUCAGGGAUGCGGUCACCUACACUGAGCACGCUAAGCGCAAGACGGUCACUGCCAUGGAUGUGGUAUACGCUCUGAAACGCCAGGGCCGCACUCUCUAUGGAUUCGGCGGCUGAGCAAAUCGACCCUUUUCCAGCGAACCCAAAGGCUCUUUUCAGAGCCACCCAAUUCCUCCGAUUGAGGGCGGAGACCUGAGGACGGGGAAAGGCAGCACAGCGGGAGGGUGUCUUGUACUGCAGCUCGUUAUUUUACAGCGCGACUUGUAAUUCUGCCCAGAUGCGAAAUGUUACAUAUUCCAGUAUUUCUAUUUCAUUAACCCCUCCAGGAAUGAUAUCUGAUUCAGUUUUGAGUCUGGGACGCCUGCAGAUAUUUUAAUAGCAUGUUCUUUCUAUCUGGCUGCUAAACGUAGCAAUGACAAAUUGUUUUCGGACAAAUUAUAAACUGGGUCGAAUAAAAAUGUGCCGAUAAAUUGAGAUU
Molecule: messenger RNA, 1008 nt
Organism: Rhincodon typus (whale shark)
Lineage: Eukaryota; Metazoa; Chordata; Chondrichthyes; Orectolobiformes; Rhincodontidae
Product: histone H4
Exons: 1
Coding region: 336-647 (103 amino acids)
Biological process (GO): nucleosome assembly
Cellular component (GO): nucleosome
Molecular function (GO): structural constituent of chromatin; protein heterodimerization activity; DNA binding
Source: RefSeq, a predicted model, not a curated record